AUGGUCCUCCGUCACUGCCUGACCGAGGAAGACGAAGAUUCAUCUGGCGGUCAAUUACAUUGGUCGCUCACUCGACUCCCAUUAACCCACGUGAUGCCAAGUUCAGCGACGGUGAAUGGAAAGCUUUGUGCAGGUGCUUGGUUGUCAUUCGUGCGAGGCUGGCCCGGAGGGUCGGCCCUAGCUGCUCGCCCAGGUGUAUCGUAUAUAAGAGUCUAA
This is a messenger RNA of Penicillium hordei, 216 nucleotides long. RefSeq lists its product as uncharacterized. Lineage: Eukaryota; Fungi; Ascomycota; Eurotiomycetes; Eurotiales; Aspergillaceae. The record is from RefSeq and is a predicted model, not a curated record. The coding region runs from base 1 to 216 and encodes 71 amino acids. The transcript is spliced from 2 exons.